AUGAAUGAAUUUUUUGAUUCUUCUACAGACAACAAUCGCAAAAGAGAAAUAGGUAUUUGACUUAACUAAGUGAACUGGUAUACUUACUGGCAAAUGAAGGGGUAUGUGGGAUUAAGCCCUAAGUGACUUUUGAUGCAGCAUCAACUUCUCGCUGUGUUUCAAAAUGGAAUAUGAGACAGUUUGAAAGGAGAAUCUAGCAAUUGAUAGUCUAACAGAAGAAUUAUAUGAUAUUAUUUCAUGCAUUGUUUUAAAGGAUGAGAAGUAAAACAUAAUUGUCCUUAAAUCAUUUUUUAGUGAUUUCAUGUUUUUGAAUGGUAUUAUUAUGAUUGUAAAAUAGUGAACUACUUCUCAAUGAUAAGCAAUAAAGGUUUUCCUUUUUUGUUAUUCUACAAGCCAUGUGUUUCAAGUUUGUUAUGGUGGGGUGAAGCAGGAAGACUUUCAAAUUAUCUACCACAUUAUUCUUGUCCAGGCAAAUGGUACAAAGUAUUUCCCCUUAUUUGGCAGAUUUUUGAGGAUUCUAUUGAGAUUACAGCCAGAAGAAAUUUUUUUGUAUUACAAGGGGUACAAAGAAUGAAGUCAUAAGUGGUUUUUGACAUAACAUCCAAAUUCUCUCUGUCUUACAAAGAAAUUCUAGAAAUUUUGGAGGAAGAUCUAGCUGCUAUCAUAGUCAUUUAAGUCUUUUUUAUACACCCUUUUCGAUUAUAAUUAUAGUUACCUCCUGAUAAUCAAUAUUAUUACUGCUUUGUUGGGCAUUGUGGUGCAUUUAGAGGGCUAAAAUGGUCAUUUACAUUUUAAUAGAGAGAGUAAGUUUGUAAAGAAACUGUUAUGGUGAUACUGCAUUGGUGGGAGAGUUUAACAGGGUAGUUUAGUACUAUCAACUGAGUUUAUAAUGUAAAUUGGCCACCAUAAAGAGUUUAAAAGUUGACAUUUUGAGGGUUACCCCUUUUUCAGAGCUUAACAUUAUCAACUCAGUUGAUAAUACCAAAUUACCAUUAACAUUUUAGCUGUGUUGUACCCUGGUUGAUUGUUAGGAAUGUUUUGUUGUCUUUUUUUUUUUUUGGUUUUUACUUUCUCAGUGCCUUCCUUAAGUGAUUAUAAUAAUAUUGACAUUUAUGUUUUGGGACUGUCUCAGUUUACCCUGAGCUACUAGGUAUGGUUUAAAACGACUCUGAGUCAGGCUCAAAACCAAAGUUUUAGCAGUGGACAAAGACUGUUGUUUUAAUAAUUUAACAGUAAUGAUUUUGUCUCUUCUUAGAACAAGUUUUACAAAACUUUAGCCAACAAUCAGGCGCAUGGCACCACUGUGUGUAUUUUAUGAACAACUGUUCAAAUCAGUAUGUUCUUAUGUAUGCAGUUUCAGUGUUUGAGGUUAGUCAAAAAUGUUUUCAUCUAUUUAUCAUAUAAUCAUGAAAUAUCUAUUCAGUACCUGUCAUUUAAUACCCAAAGCUUGACUUUUUUAAGUGCCUUUGAGGUAAUUGAUUCUGAUCUCAUUUGCAAAAAAAGGCACCCGAUCACUAAGCAAGUGUACAGUGCUCUUUGUUUAUACACUAGGUCUCAAAUAUCCUCUUAAGAAGCUCAAAUACCCUCUAACAAGGCUCAUCUGUCUAGAAUUGGCUUUUCUUAAGUGCCACUUGUAGUUAAAAAGACCAUUAAGUCAGGACAAACCUGUAGAAGGUUCAUUUAUAUGGAGCUAAAGGUGAGAUAACUCAGGAAGCAAUCAAGGAUGAUGUGAAUCAUGAAACCAGUGGUGCAGCCAUAAUCAUUAUCACACAGUACUAAGUCUGACUUUCUUAUUUUAUCAGUAUCUCAGGGAAACUUUAUCAAUUAUUGACUUGAUUUCUGUAUCAUAGAAUCUCAUUAAUAAACAAUGGAUAGGAACACAAGCUGGAGAUAAGGCUGAGGUCCGUCAUUUUCUCAAUGAUUAUCUGUUGUCAUAUCACAAGAAGCUGCCAUCAUACAUCAGAAACAAGCUUAUUAAAGUUAUUGUCGAUAUUGGAAGGGUUGACUGGCCACAUUUCUACCCAAACUUUUUCUCAAGUAUUAUAGAGGUAAGUUCUUUUUUCUCUGUUCUGUUGAAUUAAAGUCACUCUUCUCACUUGCAUGUAGUUUGUACAGUGUAUCUCAGAGGCACUUAGCCUAAAAUACACAUGAACAGCAUAAUUAUUUAAGAAAGUGUGCAAAUGCGUGCAACUUUUCAAACUGCAUUCAAAAAUGCAUUCAAAAGAAGUGUAUUAAUAUGUAUGUGGCAGUCUUUUGUUUUACUAUUACUCACCCUAUAAAUGAUUUACUCUUUACUCACCCUAUAAAUAAGUCCUCUCUCAAGGUUUUCUCCCAUUCAAAAACUGACAGUUAUUAAGGCUUUCAUACCGUACACACAUGUACAUAUUUAUGAGUAAUUCCCUCUUACUGAAGAUUUAAAAUGCACUGACCACGCUAACCCUGAGGAUGAUUCACUGCCAAGGAUUAGUUUAUCUAAGAGCCAUGUUGUGUUUUUCUUUUUCAUAAUUCAGUUACUUUAUAAAGAAAACAUAACUCCUUCAUUUAAUGACUUACAUGUAGGUAAAGGUCACCAUCUUUCUCAGAUGUGCUCAAUGUUGCAGAUCUUUGUACCAAAUGCAAACUAAUUAAUUAACUUACAUUGCCAACAAGUUCUGUGGGGCCUGGUAAACAAGGCAUUUGACGACAAAUCAUAAUUUGCAGGGUUUCAAAUUUUUUAAGGAGACUCAAAACUGUUCUUUGUACCCUGCAAGUGAUAAGUAUUCAUUUUUUCAGUUUCUCCAGCAACCUUCAACAGUAGCAUUGGGCUUGCUCAUGCUUCAGACAACGUCAGAAGAAUUGGCCUCACCCAGGGAGGAUUUGAGUAUUGCUAGAAAGACUGAAGUACAUAGGCUGUUGCUUAAUGAAGUUCCCGGCAUCCUCUCUUUACUGACUCAUUUGUUGGACAGAGUCUUAGAAAAACACCGUCGACUUGCAACAACAGUUACCCCACCUCCUUCCCCCACUCAUGGAAUAUCACCAGCCAGGAGUUCUAGUCCUACAGUUUCAGGAUCAAGUUCAUUGUCAAUAUUUACUUCAGCACCCUCCGCAGAUCUGUCACUCCAACAUGCAGGGAGUAGUAACCUCAUGGGACGAUUAUUGAAUAAUUCACCAAUGAAAUCUAGACAGAAUUUAGGACAUCCACUGCCACCUUUAGACUCAGAAUCUGAAGAGAUCAGUUCUCUAGUACUUAAAUGUUUAGCACAUCUGUUUAGCUGGAUCCCUCUGUCGUCCACCAUUACACCUUCACUUGUGUCCACUGUGUUUUAUCUUGCGGAGUUUGGCUGCAGUGUAGUUCCAUCCAGCUCUGGUAGUAGUGUUGUGAGUAAUGCAGAACUAGGUGAGAAUGAAUUUACUACCUUAAACUUUUAGUGUUACUUCAAACAUUAGUGCUUAUUGAGGUAACUGGAAGCUUCAACUGUGGGGCUUAGUAAUAGUGCUUCAACUCCCAAACGUGAUUAACUUGCAACUUCUCCCUAAAAUAUCUGUACAUUUUUCAGCAAACAUGCUAUGAGAAUGUUCAAACUUAUUAGUAGAAUUUGUUGUAUUGAUCUUGCAUCAAAUUCUGAUAACUAAUUUACAAGGAAAUGUGUGGCAGCUGGAGGGGAAAGUAGACAAUCAGAUCUUGGGAGUUAAAGGUUUCACCAUUUAACCAAUUUACCCUACAAUUUCCAUAAGUGACCAAGACAGAAUCUCUCCUUACAUUAUAAAUACAAUAUCAAGUAAACAAGUGAUGAGAAUAAAGAAAAAUAUUAAUUAAGGGAUUAUAAGUCAGUCCAAUGCCACGUUUUCUGAUUUAACAUCAUUAGAAUUGUACAGUAUGGCAAACGGUAAGGAGAGAUACUAAUAUGAUCAUGGGAGUGGAAAAAUUAAAUAUCUAGAGAGACACCUAAGUCCUUGGAAGUAUGUGGUUAAUUUCUUGAAUGCUCAUUUUCCUAAAAAAUCCCCAUUAUUUUAGCCAAAUACUGUCAUUCCUUCCCAAGUCAAACUUCCUUACUAAUGAGAUGGAGCAACAUAUUCUAUAAUAAUUUAACAAUUGUCCUGUUGUGUUUUGCUUCCUGUAGGUGUCUCAGCAAUGACUUGUAUUAAUGAACUGUUGUCUAAGAAUUGUGUGCCUGUAGAGUUUGAAGAGUUCUUGCUGAAGUUGUUUCAGCAAACAUUUCAGCUGUUGCAGAGAAUAACAAAAGAUACAGGGGCUCAAGCUGUGGAAAACCUUCUCACAGAACAAGAUGAAAGGUGAGGAUGUAAAAAGUAUUAUGUAGACAUUUAGAGCAAUUUCUUCCCCUAAAGUAAUUGUUGUGCCCCUUUCAUUUCUCCCCUUUCCUCCAAAAGAGAUAAUAUGGUCUUGUCCAAAAUACAUAAUAUUGCAAAAUGAUCUGCCUGACCAGGUUAGGUCCAGUGAUGUACUCACCAUCAGGCCAAUGUAUCCCUUGCACUGAUCCUACCAGCAUAAUGCGCUUUGAUGGAACUGUUUUAUUAUAAAUGUGAUGACUUUUUUUGCACUGAUUUACCCUCACAUUUUUCAGAAUGGUAUCGGCAAUUCCUCAGGAUUUCUGUUAUCUGUAAAUACAAAUAAAUAUUCUAACAUGUCUGUCUUACUCAUUUUAUUUCAGUUACUUGAAUAAAUUUACAGAGUUCUUGAGACUUUUUGUGAGUAUACACUUGAGAAGAUUUGAAAACAGCUCCCAUUUCCCAGUUCUUGAGCUGUUGAUGUUGCUCUUCAAAUAUACAUUCAAACAGGUCAGUAAAAGAAUUGAACACUCUUUCUGUGUAAUUCUUUUCCCUUACUUAUGCUUUGGCAUAAAGCUAAAUCUUUCAUGCUAUGAAAGUCUAAUUUGUUUAUAAACCUCCUGCAAAUUUCUGGGCCUCUUGGGAUAUAAAUGGAUGAAGGGACAAAGAAUCUGUUUACUGGUUUAGCAGUUAAAAUAAAUUUUACUUUUUACCUGACUGUUAAUUUCUUCUUAUUGAGAGUACUUGUCAUUAUUUAGCCUCAGCUGGAAGGCUUUUUUGCCUGCUUGGACAUUUGGACUGUGUUUCUAGACUAUCUUAUUGGAAAAGUGGCCAAUGCAAGAAGUGAUAAGCUUGCAGAAGCAGAGGCUACUGUUAGCAGGUUUGUUCAAUAAUAAUCAAUAAUCCAACAUACUCUUGAGAACUGAAACAAAAUAAGUAUUGGCAGCACACAUUUAAGUGAGUUAAUGCCUUAUAAAGUUAUCAGAUUUUUUAAUGUUUCACUACCAUUAAGUCAUGUGGACAUGAAGACAUGUUUAUAAUGCCUAAAGAUUCAUCACCUCCUUACAAUUUCAAAUGGAAAUUAUGUUUUUUAUAAUCAACUUUACCACCACUCAAGCAAUCUGUUCCUGUAAGAAGUUUUUUACCUACUUUUUCAUCAAACUAAAAUUAAAUUUUUCAUGAUCAAAAGAUGAACCAUGGGUUUUUUUUCCAUCAUGUGACCUCGAAGAUAGAAUUACCAGUUUACAAAGCUAUCCCUAUUAGCCCAAGGCUAUCAGAGAGCUUUUUUCACUCGUGUAUGCCCCGUUGUUGGUUUCAGGGUUUUAAAAAGUUUUGUUGUGUACUGUGUGUUACUAGAAACAAACAGACUUUGUACUUUUGGUUUCAGGUAUAAAGAAGUGUUGCUGAUGUUGAUAACAGAGCUGCUGAAAAAAAUUCAAUUCCGACAUAAUCGAAAGCAACUUGAGGAGUUGGACGAUGAAACACUAGAUGAUGAUGUAAGUUGACAAUGAAUUUUUUUUUUAUUACACAUGAAUUUAGGAAAAUCAAUUGCUUUAAUCAUUUGAUAUUUAAUAAUUUUACUACACAAAAAUUCUUUAAAGAUUGAAGGAACUAUCAGUAUUUGGUGUUUUGUUUAAAUUCAGUCUGAAACAGAGUGGCAAGCAUUUCAAAGAAAUUGCCUGGAAAUUGUAGCAAAGUUAGCAGAACUCCUACCUGGAGAGACAUUCUCCCUGCUGGUAAGAGGAAGUUAUUUGUUUCAUUUUCUUGCUCUAUGCACUGGUGCUCUUUAAUAAGAGUAAAAGUUUUGCAUCCUCUACCAGAAAGUUAAAUUUUUCAUUAACAUGUACCAGUAGUUAAUCUUUUGUUCUCUUUUAUUAUUUUUAGUUCCCUCUAUUUAGUGAAUAUUGUGAUGUGUACAUUGGUCUUGGAGAGUUUGUUACCAAAACUGCACAUGGUAAGAUUGUUGUUAUUGUCACAGAAAUGUAGAUGUUAAUUAUGAUAAUGUUAUAAUAAUUCUCAGACUCAAAUUAUGACAAAUGUAUGGUAGACAGCACAGAGAAUCUACAUUUAGAUCUUGGGAGUGAAAUGGUUAAUUUGGAUCAAUGUCAGUAUCUGAGCAACUGUGCACCAACUCCUAACCUACCCUUCCCUUAACCCCAACUUGUUAUCAAUUGACUGUGGUUGGGGUUAGGGGAGGGGUAGGUGCGUAGUUAUGCAGAUACUGACAUUAAUUUCAACAUUUCCUUUUGUUCCCAGGCCUUCAGCUUGGGAUCAGCGGUGAAAAUGAAUGUCAUCAAUUGCACUGUUCACUCAGAGACUUGACCACUAUGGAGCGUGCCCUGGGACGACUGUCAGAACACUUUAUCGGUGAAGUGAAUUUUGCCAACAGAUUUAGUGAUGGGGAGGCUAUUGUUGAAAGACUUGGACAGAUUGCAUUAUUUGGCACACAAAGUCAGUUGUUUGCAGUUCAUACAGCCAUGCCUAAUAUUCUUCAACCUGACCUCAUUGAAGUGUAAGACAGAAGUUUUUAAAUCAUAAAAUAAAAAAUUCAUUUUGGAUGAAAGAUUGCCACCAGCAUUUUAUCAGGGUUUCCCUAAUAGGAAACUGUUGCUCAUCUAAUUUUUUGGUGUGACUGAGGCUCUGUGGGAGUAAACUGCUUGGCUCAAGAGCGCAAUAAAAUGACCCCUGGGUUGACUUUAACCCAAACAUUUUUGUUCACGCCCAGAACAAUUAUCCAAGUUUGAGCUUUAAUAGGACAGGACAGGGUACUUCUGUGCUGGGCAGUUGUUUCUUACAGUGCUACUCUCUACCUUGUGAUUUCCAUCAAGAGCAAUUUAGCUGGUGUGCAGACUUGACGUUACGUGUAAUCUGUAUUUGAUGAUUUUCUUUGCCUCUUUAAGCCACGCCCAAGGACUUGCUGCAUUUCAAGCUUACUGCCACUGGAUGGCUCAGUAUUAUUUGGAAACACACAGACAACAACAGCAUCAAGAAAAGUUUGUGACGCUUGUCUCAAAUGCAAUCGAUUCUCUGGUUCCUUUGAUGAACAAGGAAGUAAGUUCUUGUCGCUUCGUCUUUUUGUUUGUGUACCAUGUAUUUGUUACAACUGGCCACCUCUCUUAAGUUUUCACCGUGCAAUAAAAUCCCAAAAAAAAGUCUAAGAGACAAGUCGUUUUAACCGCAGGUUCCUCAAAGAGUUUCUUUACCAGCAUCCCACCUUCUCAACUCCUUGGCAACAACUGUACGUCCAUCAUUUAUGACUGCUCUGGAUAAAGUACAGAAGCUCUUCCAUGAUGUUAGCAGUGGUUCAUUAUCUGACUUGCCACUUGAGGUACAAAUUACCGUCUAAAGUGUACAUAUUAUUAUUGGUAGUAUCUCGACUUACUUCGAAGAAGGUUUUUCUCCUGUGUAAAAGUGUGGUUAAUUUAUCCUCAACAGGUCCAGACCUUAGUUAUACGGUCUUUGUCAAAUGCGUUAGUGUUACCUUGGCCAAAUAAAGCUGACAAUGAACAGGUAAGGAUUGAAGUUAAUGUGAGAUUUCAUAUGGAUAUUACCCGUUCUAUGGCACUAUGGAAUUGUUCUAUUUUGCGCUUUUAAGUUUUUAGUUUGAUAACAUUGCCGCAUUCUUAUGUCCAGGAAUGGGAGGUGCGCUCUCAAAGUCAUCAAACCUUAAUGCAUAGCAUCAAACAGCCUUUCAAGAGUAUUGUGGAAACACCAGGUUUUUCUGGAAACAAACAGCUGCAGGAAAAUGGUGAGUCUGUACGGUUUAACUUGUUGUUUCAUAGUGACAGUUGGUCUAAUCAAUGGUUUGGCUGAGGGGGGCUCAAAUAAAACUUACUAAAAAUAACUGUGAACAUACGAAAGCGGAGAUCGCUUUCUUAUUCACAAAACUUAAUAUAACACUUCAAGAGAGUCGGUUUCAAGAAAUACUUGCAAAGAACCGUCGCAAAAAAAAAAUUACAAACGAAGCUGUUACUUUGCUUACUGUCUCACGAUAAACCGCUCCAUUUUUAGACAAUUAUUGAUAGUGUUAUCACAUUUUUCAUGAUAUUUCACUGAUUUUAUGUGAAUGAUCGAUUUAUCCACAGCCAAGCCUCUUCUUCACUUCACCUUGCACGUGCUGGCUGAUUUGAUGUCUGCCGCAACAGAAGACCAGGUUACCAAGACUAAACUCAUUCUGUACCAGUCCAUCUCAGACGUAGUUCAAAUCACAAUUAAUAUUUUUCCGGUCUACAUCCACUAUCCAGGUAAGAAUAAAGUUGUAGGAAGAUUUAAACACAAUACCAUACCAUGAGGAAGGAAGGUUAAGUUUUAACUCACACUAUUAUACACCUUCUCCUUUCAGAAUCCGGUAUGAAACAAUUAUUGUACGUUACCGUGGCAACUCGCUUCAUGAGCGAAGUAUUUUUAAUUAGGUUCUACACAUUAUCAUCACUUUAAUGAUUAAAUAUUGUAACAAAAGGCUGCCAGUCGUGGCAAGGUACAAUAUUAACAAAGUCAGGCAAACGACACCUUUGAAGUGCUUAUAUAUCGACCAUCAACACAUAUAUAUUUACUUAUGUCUCAUGUCACAGAUACAACCGAUGAGAUCCUGGGCUUCCUGUUGAUGUUGUUCGAGAAUUUGAAGGUUCAACUUGGUCCAGCGGUGACAGAACAGAUCGUUCAACCACUUCUUCACACCUUCACUCGCCAGCAGUUGUCCGAAAUUCUACAUCAUGAGAGUACAGCUGGCUCGCGGGUCAUCAACAAGUUCCUGAAGAUCCUGCAGCUGUUGGUGCAAGAACCUGCUGCAUCUUUCAAGGCUUUCCUCCCUAAUAUUAUCGGGUUAUGUAUGGAGCAGUUAUAUCCGAUUUUAGCCGAGGUAAAUUUCUCUUUUUCACUCUGAAUAGUUUUUGCAUACACUCCACACAAACAAGAAUGCGUCGGGAAUCUUUUCUACCUGAUCUUGUGGUUCAACCUUUCAUAGUUUCGAUCUAAGAAGUAACACCUCAUUUCAUGACAAAGAAACCGUGGUGUUGUUGAUACUGAUUAAUUAUCUUUUUUUUUUCUUUCUUCCUUCCUUUUUCUUCAGCAACCGUGCCCCGACAUCAAAUGUGAAUUUUACGAGUUACUCCAUCAGUUACUACUGCACAACUGGCGUUACUUCUUUCGUGCGUCUCUUCUGGCUUAUAUGUCAAUGGCCGAGGAGACUGUGGAGAACCAGGCCCAGUUUAACUCCGUUAUGCAGGUUUGCAACAGAUUUGAUCCUUGCUGUAACUUGCGAGCUUCAAAUAAAGCUUGAAAUCACAUUAGACGCUGCCGUUCUCUCAUAUCGGAAAACUCGAAUUUCCACGAAGAGCAAUUGUCUGGCAAGUCUCGAAAAUAUUCUGAGAUAGUAUUUUUUUGUGUGUGUGCCCUAUUACGACCUUUGAUUGUUGUAGAAAACUAAGGCUGGUUUCUCGAUAAAGGAGAUGAAAAACAAAACCCAGUUGCCCUUCGAGAAUUCUAAAUUUCAUUUGUUUUGGAUUGCUCUUGUGAUUUGUCAGUUUAUAGUUGGACCAAAACUUAAAUCUGCGUUCCUUACUUUUAAAGCACGUUAGAUGUAGGAAGCACCCUUAGAGUAGCAGUAUUUUGCUGAUUUACGAUUCUUUGAUGUAUGUGUGGUUUUAUUUACAGGCCUUUGGACAGUCUUUUCUUCAACCAGACAUCACGGUUUUCAAGCAGAAUAUCGAAGCUUUAGAAAACCUGAACUCCAAGUGUAAACUUUAUCAAAAGGUUUGUCCUGCUCACCCCUCUGACAAACUCCAGCACAAGCUUUUUCAUUGUUGUCAGAAUUCCGUAAGCUAAUCUUUCUGACGAAGGGCUAAUUCCAGAAGCCCUAGCCCUAGAAACUCUUUACGGCAGCCACUUCUAUCUUGUAAUUACUUUAGAAACUUACCCUCAUUAUUUCUUAAGAGUAGACGAGCCCGUUGCUGUUUUGGCACGGUUUUGCUGAAAGGAAUGGAAUUAGCAUACGGAUUGCGCGCUUAAAGUUUUUGUAUCACAAAUUAUGUUGGCUCGUUUUUUAUAUCAAAAUUCCAGUUGUUUUCAGUGUCAGCGAAGCUCCAACCUAUUCCCAGGUCCUUUUAAGGAAUAUCGUCUCAUCAAAAACCAGAUUACCAUGAUUAAAUUUAUCUAAAAUUUACGGCACACGUUGCAGAGAAUUGCAAUUUAUAUCGUGGGAUUGAAACUGAUAAGUGACAGAUUUUUUGGAGCUCACUCUAAAGUUAAGCUAUGACGAUAACUCGUCCUUUACACUCCCUGGAAAUGACCACUCUUUCCCUCCUUUUCAGCGCAUUUUUAAAGACAGUAUGCUUCUUCAAUUCGUGAACGUCUUCCUUCAAGCGCUGGUGUUUAGAUCACAUGACCUGUUGCAAGAAGAGAUCACGAUCACCUUGUACAACAUGGCAGCUGUGGACUUUGACUCCUUCUACUCAGUGUUCUUACCUCAAUUUCUCGGAGGCUGUGAAGGGCUUACCGACUCACAAAAGACUGAACUGGGAAAUAAUUUCACACCUGAUAAGGUAGUUACUAAAAACGAUUAUGAAGAGACAGUGUGAGUGAUAAGUAGGGGCGUGUCCAAGAAUUUCUCAGGUGGAGUGGAUCCAAACCUCGACUCAGAAAACGCAAGACUUUUUUACAGUAAAGCCAGAAUAAGCUUAGAAAUUCGUGCUAAGGGAGGAAACAUGCGAUGUUAUCAUUGUACUAAAAAAAACUACAUGUCCGAUUGUUCGACAUAAUUUUUACCGGUCUGCCAACUACUGUCUUUACGUGGAGAGAAAUGUUGGCAUAGCGACCGGUCAUUAGUUUUCGCUGAGGGUAGGGGUGCGGAAGAUUUUGGUUGUGUUACGAGAACAUUUACCUAAUCCCACAUAAAGCUCUGUAACAUUCCUUUUGUCUCCUGUCGUUUGCAGUUAGUUAGUAGUCUGUUGGCGAUGACCAACCCCCCUUCCGUUCCCUCCUGAAUAUCAUGUGGUCCCCGACCCUCCCCCCUUCUUUCAGGCAAUAACAAGUGACUGACCCCUUAUUGUUAUUCAUUUUACAUUUAGUGUCUGACAGUAUUAUUGUAUCUUUCCAAUAGGAUCUACCAUCUUUUACUCAGAGUAUUCACCGAUUUGUCGGCGACUUACGGUACUACAGACUAUGUAACAGCAGCCUGCCUUCAGGAACCGUCAAGUUUUAGAACAAAUUUAUUUAGGAAAAAAAAAAGGGAAAAAAAAGGAAAAAAUUAUGUAUUUUAUGGCUGUUUAAAUUAUGACUUCUAUGUAUUUUUAAUCGAGUUGCCUGUGCUCGUGUAAUUUAUAUAUCUGUAACUAUUCUUGUGUAGUUCAUGCUCGUGUAAUUAAGGUAUAAUUAUUGUAUAACGAUCCCAAAGUGGUAAAAAGAGGCAAGAGUCUCUGCUAUAAUGAAAAUACUGUAUAUUUUUUUAUAUUUACAAAAUUGGUACAGUGUAAUUUGCAAGAAAGCAAAAUGGAAUAAUUUUCCCGAAGAAGUUUUAAUUAUGUGUGAACCUCCUCAGUGAAUAAAAUGAAUGUAAAUGG
Molecule: messenger RNA, 11822 nt
Organism: Pocillopora meandrina
Lineage: Eukaryota; Metazoa; Cnidaria; Anthozoa; Scleractinia; Pocilloporidae
Source: the annotation of a GenBank genome assembly